GUGUAUGUCCCCCGAUCAGUGGCCGAACGACAAUAAACCCGUGAAGCCCUCGCACAUUAUCACGAGGACAUAAUUCCUCCUCCGGCCCAUUGACUUCACGUAUUCGUUGAAAAAAAAAUAUUUCACAAAAAAGAAAAUAAAUAUCACUCACCAAUCGAGUGGUUGGAGUUGUGUGUGGAUUCCUGGUGCCAUAUGUACAGCAGAAAUAAUCAUCGAUAUGUGGAUAAAACCACAGGAGGUCCUCCUCGCAAAUGCAUUCUGGAUUCGGGGAGCAGUCGUGUAAUUACAAAACCCCAGGAUCUUCCACUCACAAAGAAAGCAAACCAAUUUUUUUUAUAUCUGACCCUCACCAUCCUCAUGGCCCUUGUGGUACCCUUAAGGGUAACGGAGGCAGCCACCGUCUACUUUGUUCUCCAGCGGCGGAAGGGCCAUGGUAAAACGAAGGGCCUGUCCUCGAUUCUCGUUGGGACCCUUGACAGUGUCUUCGACACUAAACCUCCGCCGUUCCGGAUUCUCCAUCAGACCCCGUCGUCAGAGGUGUAUUGGGUCGUAGCAUGCUCUCUCACCCACGAGGAGAUCCUCCAGGACUGGGAGUGGCUCCAAUCCAACUUGAUGGACACCCUGAAGUCCUUCGACACCGAGGACGAGAUAACCGAAUUCGUAUGUUGUAAAAUUCAAUCAAUAAUCGCAAACAACGUACCCGACUGUCAAUUCGCGGAGGAAGAGGAUCCGGAGUCUUUCAAAACCGCAUCCUUCACAUUUCACCAACAAUUCGGUCUCCCCACGGACGAUAAACUCGUCAAUUACUACUCGUGCAGUUACUGGAAGGGACGUUUACCUCGCCAGGGUUGGUUGUACUUGUCCGUUAAUCACAUGUGUUUUUACGCCUACAUCCUGACGAAGGAGACGAAGCUGAUUAUACGAUGGGCGGAUAUCAUUGAACUCGGAAAGACAAAUUCCCUUCUCUUCCCGGACAGCAUUCGGGUGGUAACACGGGAUAAUAAGGAGCAUCACUUCAGCAUGUUCCUCAAAAAGUCCGAGACUUACUCAUUGAUGGAGCAGCUGACGAACAUCGCCAUGAAGCGACUCAUCGACGAGAAGAGUGGCUUCAACGAGGAUCGCGAUCUUCUCCACAAACUUUCAAAAAAUGUCUCGAAGAAGAAGCCAUUUCUCAAACGUGAUUUAGAUGCUCGUGCACACUCGGAGGCUUAUCGCCUACAAUUUCGACUUCCGGGAGUUGAAAAACUCGACGGCUGCAUAGACGCCACACUGUGGACACCCUACGACAAGCACCACGUCUGGGGUAAAAUCUUUCUCUCCCAGAAUUAUCUGUGCUUUGAGUCACGUGUCCGCCAAUUGGUCAGCCUGGUGAUACCCCUGCGAGAGGUCCAGCUGGUCGAGGCGGCCGAUCAGUCCCCAAUGUCAUCGCACACAACGGACAAGUCCAUCCUGGUGACAACUCCACGAUCCUCCUUUCUCUUUGCCCAGAUUCAAGAUCGUGACUUCGUCGUUCAAAAGAUCUCUGAACUCCUCGCUAAAACAAGAUUAAACUUGCCAACUGCCUGUGCACCACCUCCAGCGACAAAAUCCUGGUCCCCCCAGCCCCCCCUGAUGACCCUCUUCAAGGCUCCAUUGAGUUCAGAAGCUUCCAUAAAGCAGGAAGCUAAGGAAAAACAGUGGGAGAUUCACUUCAGUGAAUUUGGACGAGGUAUAACCAUCUACAGAACAACAGACACCGCUAAAUUGGUGAUUCAGGGAGUACCCCAGACCCUCAGGGGUGAGGUCUGGCUGACCUUCUCCGGGGCAAUUAAUGAAAUGGCGAUGAAUCCGGGUCUCUACAAGUCCUUAGUGGAUCAGUCCAUCGGAAAAUCUUGUCAAGCGAACGAGGAAAUUGAGAGGGAUCUUCACAGAUCGUUACCCGAACACCCGGCCUUCCAAUCGGACACAGGAAUCAGUGCCCUUCGAAGGGUACUCUCGGCUUAUGCCUGCAGAAAUCCCCAAAUCGGUUACUGCCAAGCAAUGAACAUUGUCACCUCAGUCCUCCUGAUCUACUGCUCCGAGGAAUCAGCUUUCUGGCAGCUCUGCAACGUCUGCGAGUCCCUCUUGCCCGAUUACUACGAUAGAAGGGUCGUCGGGGCACUCGUCGAUCAGGGCCUCCUGGAGGAACUUGCAGCGGAGCAUUUACCAACACUCCACGCCAAACUCCAAGAACUUGGUUUAAUUAGAGUCAUAUCGUUGUCCUGGUUCCUCACCAUCUUCCUCAGUGUUAUGCCCACUGGCAGCGCCGUCAACAUCAUGGACUGUUUCUUCUACGACGGUGCCAAGGUCAUCUUCCAAAUAGCCCUGACAGUGCUCGAGUGGAAUCAGGAGAAGCUGCUCAAUUGUCGGGAUGACGGAGAAGCCAUGCAAAUCCUUACGGAUUAUCUCGGUGGGGUAUUCAAUGAUGAAGGACCUGUUCUACCGAGGCCCGUCGACUCGGCCAUUCCCCCAAGAAGCAUCUCCGUUCAGACCCUCAUCUACGAGGCUUACUCCAGAUACGGCUCCUUGACGAUCGGUCGGAUCGAACGACUGAGGCUGAAGCAUCGUCUCCGAGUUGUCCAGCAUUUGGAAGAGGGAAUCGAGAAGAAUGUCAUCAGAAGUGUUAUCGUCGACAAAUACAUGACCGCGGAUGAGCUGCAGGAGUUGCUGAGUCUUGUUCGUGAGGAGCUAAUGAGCCAGCGAAAGUCAGAGCCUGAUCGGUAUGACCCAACUCAGCCCCCCUACGAGGCUUAUCGAGUGGACUUCGAGCUCUUUCGUAUUCUAUUUGGUGGUCUAUCGUCCUGGGGUAAGUGCUCCCAGGCUGAGUCCCUCGCAGCAAGACUCUUCAGAUUGAUGGACCGAAAUCGUGAUGGGUAUCUGAAUUUUCGGGAGCUGGUGCAAGCGAUUGGAAUCACAGCGACAGCAGACGCUGCCCAACGACUGAAGCUUCUGUACACUCUUCAUCUUCCCCCAUUGCUUUCACCAGUGGACAUCGACUCCCCGACGCACUCCGACGGGGCCGAAGUAGCUGCAGAAGCUACCGAUUUCUUCGAUACAAUGGAGCAGAGCUUUGGUGAAUUGGAGAUGGCCGUCAGUGCUGCUGAGGAAGCCGAGGUAAAGCUCAGCAGAUCGGCGAGUGUUAAUUCACAGAAGGAGGAGAGCUGGGAGAUUCAGAGUAUGGGCAGUCUCAGGUCCAUGAUGGAUUCCAAGGACAGUCCACUGGAGAUGAAGAAUGUGCCGAAGAUGAAUCAGAGGCAUUUUAUAGCGCUGUGGAAAACACUUUAUGACAUGUUUCCAACUCAGCCGGAGGAGCAGGAGAUUUAUCAUUCUAUCGCAUCGAUAGGGACAUUAUUACUGCAACUUGGAGACGUGGGAAAAAAAUUCUACUGCGAGAGGGAGGAGUCAGAGGACAGCCUCCUCAUAGCAGCCUCAAAAGCUCAGUCAGCAGCGCAAAUUCAGAGAUCACCGGAUCGCAAUGGAAAUCCCUCGACAUCGUCUCCAUCAGCCGAUUCUGACUGGGCAAUUUCAGUCGAACAAUUUCUAGCGUCAGCCCUAAAUGGGGCACCGAUCACCGAUUUUUUUAGCAAAAGGGCCAAUCUCCUUGAGGCCAUUGCAACACUGAGAAAUCGAAGAUUCAAUCGUGUCCAUUCGUUAGCAGAUACACCAGUACUUAAAGUAUGACACAGGCCCAUUAUCGAUGUUUAAUUACAUCAUUUAUCGAGGGUAAACAAACUUCGAAUAAUCAAUAAUAAAUAAUAACAAUUUCAUAAUAAUAUGAGAGUAACAAUAAUCAUGGGAAUGCCAAUCGUUGAAUGUUCAUUUAUGUUUAAAUAAUUAAUUAACAAUUGAAUAAUCAGUGAUGAUCUAAUUAAUUACUUAGAAUUUCAAUGAAUCACAGUAUCAAUUGAUUAAUUGAUAAUUAAUUGGGGAUUAACUAGUAAAUUAAUCCUGACAUUAGAUUUUGUAAUGAAAAAUAUGACGAAGUAUUACGAUGAAUUUUCCGUCUGUGAAAUAAUUCACGAUUGGUAAUUAAUAAUUUUUUACUGGUGCAAAUUAUAAAAUACUCAGGGUAUCACAAAUUAUUUUUUUUUCACUAUUUGAAAAAGAAAUUUUUUCGCCAAAAUUUUGCAUAAUCUUUAGGAUUUAUCUUCACAACAUUCGAUAGUCUAUAUUUUAUAGCUUUAUAUGAACGUCAAUAAUUAUGUGAUGCCAAUUAACAGGCAUAAUUGAUAACAGAGAAUUUAUUUUUCAAGGAAUAUGAUAUAUAUAUCACUGGACAUUUCUAGCUGACGGAGAUGAGCUCUGCCUCAUUCGAUGGAUGAGACAAUCUGAAGUGAAAUUACAUGAUAAGAAUUCCCCGUUUUGCCCCGGUGGGUUAGAAAGAAAUUCAUGUUCUCAAAAUAAAAAAAAAUUGAAGAUCUUUAUGAAAACUGGGGCAAAAUAGGGGCUCUCUUGUAUUCAUCUGUGGUGGAGGGGAAUCCCCACAUAUGCAAUGGGGUCAUUUUUGACCCGCGUUCUAAUCUUAUUAUUCUCAUUAUGAAUUAUUAUUAAUUUGCCUGAAAUUUUUUUUUUGUUAUUAUUUUUGAAUUUUUUAAAAUUUGAGAGAUGUAAAUAAUUGUUCCUUCAUAAGUCACAAAUAAUGUAUGUCUUAACGUCAUAAUUGUCAUUAUGAAUGACAUGAGCCUACUAAUUAACUGGGAUAAUUAUCUUCGGUUAAUUACUGUGAGAAUUAAUUUUGUUGUGGAGUGAUGGAGUGGAAAAGAGUGAGUUUUGUUAUUUAGCAAUUAAAUCGCUGAAUUAAUCAUAAUUCAAUUAUGAUGAAUUUGUUUAAAGAAAAAAAAUGAAUCUUUUCAAAGUAAAGUAAUUAAUAGAAAGUACAGAUUUUAUUGUUUAAUUAAUUUUUCGCUUUUUAUCACUCCACUCCAGAAUUAUUUUAUAGAUAUAGCUUUUAUUUUUAUAUCGGAAUGAAAAAAUCAAAAAUAUUGUUAUGAUUGUUACCGAAACUAGUUUCAACGCCUAAAGAAAAUAUUCUUGAUUCUCCUGUCGAGUAAUUUUUGUUUGAUGUAUUAUAUGUGUAUAUAAAUGUUCAAAUUAACGCAGAAUUAUUAUUCCGCCACUAUUCUUAUUUUAUUUUUAAUCAAGAGAUAAUCAAUAAACAUUUUCAAAGAUUAAA
This is a messenger RNA of Diachasmimorpha longicaudata, 5191 nucleotides long. RefSeq names its product TBC1 domain family member 9B (gene Tbc1d8-9). Bases 193 to 3699 code for a protein of 1168 amino acids. Gene Ontology annotation, biological process: proteolysis. The transcript has 6 exons. NCBI's taxonomy places the organism in Eukaryota, Metazoa, Arthropoda, Insecta, Hymenoptera, Braconidae. Gene Ontology annotation, molecular function: aspartic-type endopeptidase activity; calcium ion binding. The record is from RefSeq and is a predicted model, not a curated record.